GUCCUUUUUCUUCUCUCUUAAAGGAAAUGAAGAAGGGCCUUCAAAAUCAAAACAAAGCUUCUCAUUUUAUAACCAUCCUUUUAUUUAUUUCUUUUUCUUCUUUUUAAAUCUCUCUCUCUUUCUAUAAUGGAGUUGAAUGAAGAUUUGGGAUUUGGUGAAAAUCCAUUUAAUGGAAGCUUGAAAAGGCAUUGUUCUUCACAUUUGAUCAUGGAAACAAAUAGGGUGAUGAGAAGAGAAGGUGAUGAUCAUGAAGAUGAAUCAAAUGGUUCUUGUGGUUUCCAUAGAGAAAUAUUGUUCCCUACUAUGAACACUACUUGCCAACCCCCUACCAACAACAACAACUGUAAUGUCUUCUCUCCCAAUUCCACCUCUUACUAUAGCAACGAUAACGUUUUGGAUGUCGUUGAAAUUCUCGACGUUCAUCGUCAUCAUCAUCUGACUGUAAUGGCCGAGAGGAAACUAAGAAGAAUGAUAUCAAAUCGAGAAUCUGCAAGGAGGUCGCGAAUGAGAAAAAAGAAGCAAAUUGAAGAGUUGCAAUACCAGGUAGGACAAUUGGAAGUUUCGAACCGACAAUUAUCGGAAAAACUAAUACAGGUGGUAGAAUGCAACCAACAAAUCUUGCAUGAGAAUGCAGAACUGAAACGAAAAGUUUCUUCACUUCAAAUUAUUCUAACCGAUUUCUUGACUCCAUUGAGAAAUUGUGAAGAUGCUUUUGGGAACUCAAUUAUUAAAAAUCGAAGAGAUGAACCAAAUUCCUCCUAGGUAUAUCUUUAAUUUGCAUGAACAAGAAGAAGAAGAUCAGGAACUAUCAUAUAUAUCAAAUAUAUGUGUAUUUUCAUCAUCACUAGCUACCUACUUUUUAAAUCUAAAUUAUCCCAUCAGGAUAAUUACUUAACUUUUCUUUUCAUUGCUAUUUCUUUUCAAUGGGUUUCAGGUUCUUAUCUUUUUGUUUUUCUGAUCUUUAACAGUUGACUCGACAAAGGACAAGAUGCUUUAAUUCUCUCUAUUUUAUUCCUCCUUAAAACUU
This is a messenger RNA of Benincasa hispida (wax gourd), 1027 nucleotides long. RefSeq lists its product as uncharacterized. Lineage: Eukaryota; Viridiplantae; Streptophyta; Magnoliopsida; Cucurbitales; Cucurbitaceae. The record is from RefSeq and is a predicted model, not a curated record. Gene Ontology annotation, biological process: regulation of DNA-templated transcription. Gene Ontology annotation, molecular function: DNA-binding transcription factor activity.